Striga hermonthica is the source of this 1227-nucleotide messenger RNA. The record is from the annotation of a GenBank genome assembly. Lineage: Eukaryota; Viridiplantae; Streptophyta; Magnoliopsida; Lamiales; Orobanchaceae.
AUGGGUGAAGCUCACCGGCGAAUCACCGACUACCUAACGCGCUUCUCCGACGCCGUCUCCUACCAAGAUGGGAAAUCCCUCAGCCGCCUGCUUUCUCUCUCCUCCGACUCUGCCCUCCUCAUGUCCAUUGCCGACGCUCUCAACACUUUCCAGGAUGCCAACAGAAUUAUGAGGCAAUCCGAGAAAUUUUCGCAGUAUGCAGACAUUAUAGUACCUAUAUUUCGCGCCUUGCAGAGUUAUCGGCUGAGAAAUCUGGUCGAGUCUUAUGUUGCCUUUGAGAAGGGGUCAAAUGCUUUUCUUCAGGAAUUCCGAAACUGGGAAUCAGCGUGGGCUUUGGAAGCACUGUAUGUGAUGGCAUAUGAAAUCAGGGUUCUUGCUGAAAGAGCUGAUAUAGAGUUGGCUUCAUUAGGGAAAACCCCAGAAAAGCUAAAAGGUGCUGGAUCAUUUCUCAUGAAAGUGUUUGGGGUUCUCGCUGGAAAAGGGCCCAAACGUGUGGGAGCUUUAUACGUCACAUGCCAACUCUUUAAAAUUUAUUUCAAGCUGGGGACUGUCCACCUAUGUCGCAGUGUGAUAAGGAGUAUUGAAACUGCAAGGAUUUUUGACUUUGAAGAGUUUCCUGUCAGGGAUAAGGUCACUUACAUGUAUUACACUGGUUGUUUGGAGGUGUACAAUGAAAACUUUCCAGCUGCUGAUCACAAAUUGUCAUAUGCAUUGACACAUUGUGAUGCUAGGAAAGUCACAAACAUAAGGAUGAUACUGAAGUAUCUGAUUCCUGUGAAGCUCUCAAUAGGCAUAUUACCCAGAAUCUCACUUCUUGAGAAGUUCAACUUAAAUGAGUAUACUGGUGUAGUGCUUGCUCUUAAAAGGGGUGAUCUCAGACUUUUAAGACAUGCACUCCAAGAACAUGAAGACAGAUUCUUAAGGUCUGGGGUAUACCUUGUUUUGGAGAAGUUAGAACUCCAAGUCUACCAACGGUUAAUGAAGAAAAUCUAUAUCAUGCAAAAGCAGAAGGAUCCAAAUAAAGCUCACCAAAUUAAGCUAGAUGUUAUUGUUAAAGCACUGAAAUGGCUCGAGAUGGACAUGGAUGUUGAUGAGGUCGAGUGCAUAAUGGCCAUCCUGAUUUACAAGAACCUUGUCAAAGGGUAUUUUGCUCACAAGAGUAAAGUGGUGGUCUUAAGCAAACAAGACCCUUUCCCCAAAUUAAAUGGCAAACCUGUUGGGUCAUAG